This is a messenger RNA of Vollenhovia emeryi, 1590 nucleotides long. RefSeq names its product odorant receptor 13a-like. Gene Ontology annotation, cellular component: plasma membrane. Gene Ontology annotation, biological process: detection of chemical stimulus involved in sensory perception of smell; sensory perception of smell. Bases 17 to 1180 code for a protein of 387 amino acids. NCBI's taxonomy places the organism in Eukaryota, Metazoa, Arthropoda, Insecta, Hymenoptera, Formicidae. Gene Ontology annotation, molecular function: olfactory receptor activity; odorant binding. The record is from RefSeq and is a predicted model, not a curated record. The transcript has 6 exons.
CGAACUAUUGGCGAGAAUGAUAAUCACGAGUACUGUCAGCCCGGCGUUGAAAAUUGGCCUGCAAUUUCUCGGCAUGUGGCCGAAUGUACCGCAUUCUACUAUCUAUUGGCUGAGUUUUAUGUUAAGUAUGUUGAUCAUACAGUACUUCCAGUAUCUGUAUAUAUUCAACCAUUAUAAUGUCAACGAACUCUUGAAUGUCGUUGACGCUCUGACAGCAACUCUAGAUUAUAGUUUGACAUUUUUUAAGUUGAUCAGUCUGUGGAUACAUCGUCGAGUUCUUCAUCAAGUCUUGACUGAUAUGGAAAAUGAUUGGCGCGAGUGCAUGAAUGUUGACCAGCAUUCGUGUGUUAUGCAAGUCAAAGCCAAUAUAGCGCAUUUUUGUUCCAAUGCCAUGUUAAGCGUUAACGCAACCGUUUCAGUACUUUAUUUCUUAGGGGAAUAUAUAAUUGAUUUCAUCUUUCUAGCUGAAGAGUCCAAUGACACUUUGCGACAGUUUCCUGUAAAAACAGAAUUUCCUUAUGUAACUCAACAAUCGCCGUUCUUUGAAUUGCUCUUUGCGAUAUUAUUGAUACAUAUAAUGUUACAUGCAAGCGCGGUCGGGACUGUAAACGGAUUGAUCUUUACUUUGGUGCUUCAUGUGAGCGGACAAAUCGAUAUAAUGUGUCAAGAAUUAAGAAAUAUUUCUGAGAAUAUUCUUCUUCAGAGAUCUUCCGUACCUUUAUUUCGAAUGCUGAUUGAAAGACACAACAGAAUCAUUUCAUUUUCUGAAAAUAUUGAGAAACUCUUCUUUUUUAUCGCGUUAAUGCAAAUUGUUUGGAAUACAUUAGUUAUUUGCAGCAUAGGAUUCGUCUUCAUAAUUUUUAUUCAUAGUGAAACCGGUGUUUUCGUGUUAGUGAAAACCGCUUUUGCUUACUGUGGCAUAAUGAUGGAAGCCUUUAUUAUUUGUUUUGCUGGAGAAUAUCUUAGCCACAAGGGUAAAUUAAUUGCCAAUGCAACAUACGAUACGUUGUGGUAUAAUAUGCCGUCAAAUGAGAGUAAAAUUAUAAUAUUCAUAAUAAUGAGAUCCCAAAAACGACUAGCAAUCACGGCUGGGAAAAUGGUGGACAUGUCAUUUGAAACCUUCUCGAGUAUUGUGAAGGCGUCAGCAUCCUAUAUAUCUGUCUUAAAUGCUAUGUAUUGAAUGCUAUAUAUCAACAUCAAGGUAACUGUCGAAACCGUAGUGUAAUUAUUACAUCUGAUGGACACUUGUAUGUCAAGAAUGAAUGAAAAAUUAGAACUGUAUGAACAAAAUAUAAUAACUAUUAGUUAUCUUUUAUAAAGUGUAAGUUUUAAAAUAGAUAAAUUUCACAAAGCAAAAUUAUAGUCUAUAUAAAAGGAAUACAUGUUUCUUUUUGUUAUUAUCGAUUGAAGACUUUUAUAUAAAAAGGAUACAUACUGCGGAGUAUGUUGAACAUUUAAGCCAUUGUAUCUUAACUAGAAAGUCAUUUGUAUUUGCAUAUGUAUAGACAUAUACAGAUCUAUUUUAUCGUAUGUAUGUAUUUGUAACUAAACAUUUACAUAUCUCCAGUUGUAAACCGUUUGUUACUAGAA